CCUCUUUGCGGGGCCUGCAGUUAGAGGUAGUACAUUCGUUUUGUCGCUUUUACACUUUAAGUAUCAGAAUUUGUCAACAGAGGGAAGUUUAAUUUAUAGAGGAUGUUAGAAGAGGACCUCAGAAGGUUGUAGUACCUCAUAAAUUGUCAGUUUCGAAUUUAGAGCAUGGUUCUUUUAUGACAAAUGUGAGACGAUAGCGCUCUUUGAGGGAUAUACUACAGCGAAGUAGAAUGGGGUCUAACGAUAUUUCGGCCCACGUGUAUGAAAGACUCAUCAGCAUCAUUAGCAAACCCCCACAUCGAAGGACUGACCUGGAAAUUAACCAAAUCCUGUCCUGGUUUAAAAAGAAGUCAGACUUGUUCCGGCAACUCAAAGAUGAAAUUAUUGUUGAUAUUGUGAAGAACUGUGAAUUUGAGACAGACGAAAAAGAUGACCUCAUUAUCAAACAAGGAGAUGAAGGGGAAUGUUUCUUCAUCAUCUUGAGUGGGACAGUGUCUAUAUAUAUCAACACUAACUUCGGUGCUGAUGAUGACACAGGAAAUAACUACUCCGGUUCGGAAACGGAAGUUGAGAGAACCAAGAGCGGACGGCGGCAAAAACCACUGGACAGGUCAAUCUACGGCAAUUAUGUUGGGAAAAUAGAUGCUGGUCGGAGCUUCGGUGAGCUUGCCUUGAUAAACGCCGACUGUAUCCGGAAUGCUACGAUCAUUGCCGAUGAAAAGACCGACUUGGUCAUCGUCAACAGGGACUUGUACAAACGUUCAUUGCAUGAGUUCCAGGCAAAGGAUUUCGACGAACGGAAACGAUUCGUGGACAGUCACUCCAUGUUUGAUAAUUGGCUACCUAAGUACAAAAAACAGAUGGCCAUGAGUCUGAGGCGAGAGAAGAUUCUCUUCGAUGCCACCAUUGUUCGACAGGGGGCGCCUGUGGAUGGAAUUAUGUUUCUGUUAAGUGGUCAGGUCAAACUCCUGAUGGAUUCCGUGUUACAUGCUAUGCAGUAUCCAGCCUAUUUCCCGUUAGUGGAUCCUGCCGAUUUGGAGAAAGUUCAGGCCAGAGAAUUACUACGCAGGGAGUUGAGUAUAUCCCCAUCUAGGCUAGAGGACAAGAAAUGGUCACCUGUCUCUAUAUCCACACCCUCCGUCUCCUCCGCCAUGUCCGCCACAGACAGCAGGUGUAAACUAAGGUCCCCGCAAGUCUCCAGACACAACAUAGAAGUCUGCAACCUGGGGGCCUUUGAGAUCAUAGGUGACCUAGAGGCCGUGAUAGAUUUACCCACGUACUGCUACACAGUGAAAUGUACUCAAGAGGCGGAGGUGUUUAUCCUGGACCAGAAAAACUACGACAGACUGAUCGAAAAACGCAAUCCCAAAGUUAUUGAAAUUCUCAAAGAAUCUGUCAGGGAGAAAUACAGAUUGCGGCUAUCGUGGCUUCCGAGCAAAGAACUUCCGCUAAUCCGACACUUCCUGUAUCAGCUCUGGGAAGAGAAACGGUCAAAGAGGGACCGACCCAAAAAAACAGUGAAGAAAGAACCAGUUCAAGACUGGAGUGUGACUAACCUCAAAAAGGGGCCGCUUAUUGACAUGUUUGGGCCCGGAAGUGUGUUUUUUCUAAUCCGAAUGAAGGAGAAACAGCGUCAGUUGGAGAAAGAGCGUUAUCAAGGAGCGAAAAAGAGGCUUCAACAAACGCGCCCCAGAAACCCCCAACAAACUCCUCCGACGGUGGACACCAUUACAUAUCAGACGUCACGUGACAGUACAUUUGUGUCACAGUUAGGGCGGACGUCCACGAUGGAUAGUGGACUUGGAUCUAGUAAGACUCCGGAUCGGAUUCAAAGCGGGGUGGAUGACGACAUUCUGUGUGAUGACAGUGGAAUAGAGUCAUGUCGACUUGUCUGUGAAAGUUCACACAGUCGUACUGGAGAUUCGUCGCCUAGAAACGACUUCGCGUUCAUAGACUCCGAAAUCAACGAAAAUAAUCUCUUACGACUCGAACAAAGACUAGAGGCCUGGAAUAAUAAAAUGACUAAAGAUUCACAAAGGAAGAGGAACAUUAAACCUGUAAAACUACCUCGAUAUGUUCAUGAGGUAAACAUUAUAACGGGACCCUUAGCUCCAAUUCCUGGCAAAAAAGUGUUCAUAAAGCCGAUACGUAGGAAAGAAAUCGACAUUAUCGAGACAUUGAAAAAAGGUUUAGACGAGGAUGGUUCCAAUACAUUGAGUUACAGAGAGGAGACACCAGAUCGCAGCGCCCCUCCGACAGCAUCGUCGGUACGAAUCCAGACAGACACAAAGAAAAGACGACAUCGUCCGUUUAGUGUCCGGUUUGAUCAGCAUCCCAUCAUCCACAGAAAAAGGACUGCAACAGUGAGGCAGUACUCAGCUGCGGAGUAUGAGGCACUGAAAGGAGAACUUCGCCGGAAACAGCAGUCAUUUAAAUCAAUUCUUACGCGACCUCAGUCAGCGUUUGCCUAAUAUAUCUUCCAGUGGACUGAAACACACAAGGAAUAGAAAACAAUACUCAAGUUAUUGGACUUUCUCUGUGAGAUUUCAUAAAUGUUUUCUUGAAUUAUGAAAAACGGUAACGUGAAACAGUGGAUUGAAAAUACAUUUAAAUAAAAUGCAAUAUAGUGCUAUGUUUCUGGGUUAUUUUCUGUGUAUGCUAUGUUAACAAUUUUCCAUUCAAUUCAAUGUUGAAAAAGAACUUUAUGUACCUAAUCUAAAGACAGGAUGUGAUUUUGGACACGUUUGGAUGGUUUCGCACCUUAACAAAGUUCAGAUCUUGAUGACUUCCCGACUGAUUGUCUAAAUGAAGAUUCGUAACACAGAAAUACAUAUGUAACUGUUAAUUGAAUGUAUUCAUGUUCCACAAUUCUCGUUUAUCAAUCUACACCAUUAAAGACAUUUUAAUGGCUAUUCAACAAUACCAGAAGGGACCAAAUCACAGCUUAUGAAUAUAUUUACAAAUGUACAAGUACAGGUAUAUAGUAUGUAUGCAGAUUGACUGAAUGACGUUGGAAACUUGCAUAAUUUCCCCUCAUGAUCAACAAACAAAUCAAGGUGGUUUAAGCAGUUGUUUCUAAUAAUUGAUAAACUUUGAUGAUAUAAUCAUAUUGAAGAGAAUCCUUUGUUGAGAAAAGGAUGCACUCGGUAUGUAAACUUUUGUACGAAAGUCAUACAGAAAUUAAAUGAAUAAAAUUGUCUGAUAUUCUUUUUGCAAGAUCAUUAAAUAUAAUCUGAAAAUGAU
Messenger RNA from Ostrea edulis (European flat oyster), 3243 nucleotides. RefSeq lists its product as uncharacterized. The coding region runs from base 231 to 2471 and encodes 746 amino acids. The transcript is spliced from 12 exons. The record is from RefSeq and is a predicted model, not a curated record. NCBI's taxonomy places the organism in Eukaryota, Metazoa, Mollusca, Bivalvia, Ostreida, Ostreidae.